UUGAUCAGUAUCUCGAGAUAGUAAAUUAAUUUUAGACGACCAUGUUGACCUAUGUGCAACUCGUGAAUUUGCUUCUAAUUAGAGCUAUUUACGGGUACAACUUUGAAAAGACGAAAAUGCAUGCAAAGAAGAACCAUUAUUUCUUCAAUGGCUCUUCGCAAAGCUUGCAAAAUUCAAGUUCUGACUUUGUUCAAGGAGAAGUGACUCAAUAUUUGAGAGAACAUCCUGAGGAUUCAAGAAUCAUCAAGCAUAACUACUUCUUCCUUGAUAGUCGGCCCCCUGAGUGUCCGCCGUGCCCUCUGCUGAGAAAGCCUGGCCCUUUUUGUUAUGCUCACAUGGACUUAGGAUUUGUGAUUGAGGCAUCAGCCAGCGUCGAAAAAUAUGGAAAAGGAAACUUUAAAAGGAUUCUUGACUUUGUAGAAAUUACAAUAAGGAAAUUUGCGAUUUCAAGGCGAAGGACACGAGUUGGUGUGGUCACAUAUGGCGUUAAAACUGAUCUGGUUUUUGAUUUUGAGAGCAAGCAGAAGAAAUCUGUUAUGGUUCGUGCACUGAGAAAAGCUUCCACACAAAAAUUAACUAGCUCAAAUACGGGUUACGCACUCGGUAUGGCAGAGUACUACUUAUUCAACAAGAAAUGCAAAACCCGCAAGGAAAUCCCUAAAGUUCUUAUAGUUAUUACGGAUGGAAGGUCGACCGACGAAGUCACCCAACCUGCAUACAAAAUUAAACAGUGUGGUGUACGAAUAUACGGCGUGGGAGUUGGAAACUACUUUGAUAUCAAACAACUAGAAGCAAUUUCCUCUACACCUGUUGGUGAAAAUGUUUUUAUUGGCCCGUUUAACAAGUUGCAAUACAUCAGAGACGAUCUUGUGCGAAGUGUAUGUUAUGGCGUUGGUGGUUUCUUGAAGAAACCCGGACGCAAAGAGUGCCUCUGCAACAAAGGAGGUAAAAAGCCGAUUUGUAAUUCCAGUCAGGUAAAAUCAAAGGAAGACAGUGGACCUCGCGAUUCUUAGAGCUCCGAUUUUCAAAUGUAGCUGAUGGUUA
Stylophora pistillata is the source of this 1044-nucleotide messenger RNA. RefSeq names its product vitrin. The record is from RefSeq and is a predicted model, not a curated record. NCBI's taxonomy places the organism in Eukaryota, Metazoa, Cnidaria, Anthozoa, Scleractinia, Pocilloporidae.